AUGGCUCCAGGGGCAUACAAAGGAGAAGAUGGCAACGCGCUUGCUCCUAUAUCAAUGCCAUAUCUGCAAAAGACAUUGUUACAGGCUAUGAAACCUGUGUUGUCUGAGCUAGCUGACAUUGAGACAGAGAUCAGCUAUGGAGCCACCGAACACUCAUUAUCCGAUAGGUUCCUCUAUCCACAUGUCUUCAGAACUGUCCAGAAUCACCACAUCCACAAUAUGGUCAUCACCAAACUGUUGGAGCACUUUGGCUGGACCUGGGUUGGGAUUUUAGUGUCGGAUGAUGAUACCGGAGAGAAUGAACUGCAAAUACUGACAAAGUACAUGAGAGAGCACGGGGUCUGUGCCGCCUUCACCAUAAAACUUACACAGCAGAAUGUCAAGAACAAUGAGCGGAUUUUACAAGUUUUGAAGAAUCCACAAAUCAAUAUCAUUAUAAUGUGUGGGAGCUUAUCUCUCAAUGGACUUCGAUUACUAAUUUACCAUCCAUCUGUAUUUAUAGACAAAAUCCUUAUCCUUCCACCAUCCUGGGCUUCCAGUUACUUCAUUACAGAAUGUCAGUACCCAGAACUGAAUGGAAGUCUAGCAGUUGAAUAUUCAUUACAAACUUUUCCAGGAGAGGAAGAUUUGGUGAGAAAAUACAGGAAACUCCCCAAUAUAGACCAUGAUGAGUUUAUGUGGACAUUAUUAGAUAUACUAGCAGGAACUGGAGAUAAAGAUUCCUUCAUUACAUAUAAUUAUACUAAUAUAGAGAAUAAUGACACUUAUACAUAUACUAUGCCAAGUAUGAGGAAUUACCUCUCGUCAGGGGUCUCUCCACGACUGUAUUAUGCAGUAGAAGUCCUGGCAAAAGCUCUACAUGAAAUGUUCUCAUUUAUAGGAGACCAAUAUGGAGAAAACUCAAUAACCAGAGUCAGACAUUACACACGGAGGUUACAGCGCUACAUACAAUGGAUGAAGAAUCCACUGGAUCCAAUGAAACCUUCAUAUUACUUUAAUGAAGAGAGGGAAGCUGUUCACCCAUAUAAGAUAAUAAACUGGAUAAUUAUAAAUAAGACCACACAUAGAGAUGUACGUAAGGUGGAAGUAGGAAAUUUUACACCAUGGGCCGUCAGUGGAGAACAGCUUCACAUAAACACCCAGUCAAUAACAUGGAAACAGACAAAGGAGAACACAGUCCCGGUAUCCCGCUGCUCAGACCCGUGUUUACCUGGAAGCCGGAAAAUGGCGAGACCAACAAUUCACACCUGCUGCUAUGACUGCGUCCCAUGUUCAGAAGGAGAGAUAUCCAAUAUAACCGAUUCUGACAGCUGCAUUAAAUGCCAAAGUGAUGAAUGGCCUAAUGAGAAGAGAGACCGAUGCCGGCCCAAAGUAGUGGAAUUCAUCUCUUACCAGAACGACACCAUUGCUUCUGUCUUCUCCUGUGUCUCGGUCUUCGGAUGUCUUGUGACCGGCUUCAUAUUUGGAAUAUUAAUUUCCUAUCGAGACACUCCUAUCGUUAAAGCCAAUAACCGGAACCUGAGUUAUCUCCUCCUGGUCUCCAUCAUCCUCAGCUUCCUCUCUGUCUUCUUGUUUCUGGGCCGUCCCAAUGAUGUGACUUGUAGAUUACGUGAAACCAGUUUUGGAAUCUUCUUCUCAGUAGCCGUCUCUUCACUUCUCGCCAAGACUGUGAUGGUUUGUGUUGCUUUUAAGUCCACCAAGCCUGGAAGCCCUUGGAGAAAAUGGCUCAGUGUGAAACUACCAUAUACCAUAGUGUCAUUGUGUUCAUCCUUUCAAGCUGUAAUCUGUGUUAUCUGGAUGUCUAUUUCUCCUCCAUUCCAGGACCUGGACACUGACUCUUAUCCUGGGAAGAUCAUCAUUCAGUGUAAUGAAGGCUCCGAUAUCUGGUUCUACUCCAUGUUGGGUUAUCUGGGGCUCCUGGCAGGUGUGAGCCUUGUUCUGGCUUUCAUAGUGAGGACAUUACCGGACAGUUUUAAUGAGGCCAAGUACAUCACCUUCAGCAUGCUGGUGUUCUGCAGCGUCUGGAUCUCCAUGAUCCCAGCUUAUCUGAGCACCAGAGGAAAGAACAUGGUGGCUGUGGAGAUAUUUGCAGUAAUGGCUUCCAGUGCUGGACUUUUAGGUUGUGUGUUUUUUCCAAAAUGUUUUAUUAUUUUGUUUAAAUCUGAAAUGAACAGAAAAGCUGACCUGCUGGGGACAAGAAAGAACUGA
This is a messenger RNA of Bufo gargarizans (Asiatic toad), 2208 nucleotides long. Its product is annotated as vomeronasal type-2 receptor 26-like. NCBI's taxonomy places the organism in Eukaryota, Metazoa, Chordata, Amphibia, Anura, Bufonidae. Gene Ontology annotation, cellular component: membrane. Gene Ontology annotation, biological process: G protein-coupled receptor signaling pathway. The record is from RefSeq and is a predicted model, not a curated record. Gene Ontology annotation, molecular function: G protein-coupled receptor activity. The transcript is spliced from 5 exons. Bases 1 to 2208 code for a protein of 735 amino acids.